AUGGAGAAUAUCCGUCUUGCCGUAAGGCAAUCGAUUCAAGCUGGAGAUCUAAAAGAACCUGUUAUGCUGGACGAAAAUGCGGAUCAUACAUCUGAACUGAUUAGUCUGUAUGCGUUGUGGAUGGACGUGUCUGCACACCUUGCCCAAGAUGCAGUAAAUGAAAACAUACUAGCAACUGGACAUGUUUUGAGAAAUCAUCCUCGAGAGACACCAUUGACAGAAGAAGACAAGAAAUCUGCUGGGGAAAUAUAUGCCUGGCUGGCCCGGUUAUCUUUGCCAUCAUCCAAAUUCGCUGCGUCCUUAGAGGCAAAUUAUUCAGCAAAUAAAGAUAAAGAGUCUGGGUUGUCUGCUACGCUCAAAGCCCAGCAAACCACAUAUACACUUGCCAUAUCAUGCAUCAGACGACUUAAUGACAUAGUGCCAAUACUAGAAGUCACGAACCCAGAUGAAAUAUUCUUAACUCUCUUGAGUUUUACUUCUCCACACGACCCCUGGACGACGGAUACAAGUCUCCAGGAUGCCGUCACAGUUCUCCAGUCAUACAUGGAGCCGGAAAGACAACUCAAAUGCUGGGCUAUCCUAGAACGUGUCUGUGAAUCCAAGAUAAGACCAAUUUUCGCCAAGACCAAAAACCCAUCUAUCACAGCCAGUGGUCGUAAAAAUCUUCACCCACUACCUCAACCGAGAUUUGAUGAGAGUCUUUUUGAUCCCGAGGCCAAGCCUUGGAAGCACAAGGAUGUUUAUACGACGACUGUUCUGGAGUGGAUUCUUGCACAAUAUACUUCCUCGGAUAUCAACCGCCUAGAGAACCAGUUUCACUUUUAUGUUCCGCCAAUAUUGUCCCUUAUUGACGACGAGAGCUCAUCUUUCAAAUACCGCGGCUGCAACCUCUUAAUAAAGUUUCUCACACCAAUUCGAGAAAGUGACUCUGAUCUUCUAAGACGCACAAACCUUUCCUCGGUCUUUGAUGACGCGCUCACGUCAUGUCUCCUCUCCCUCCCGACAAUAACCCCUGAAGACGAGUCACUGCAGCUUCUUGGCGUAGCCUACCCAGCUCUCCUGCUAACAUUGAAAGCUCGCUGUCAUACUGAUCGAGACACAAAACUUAGCCAGCUCGCUACCAAGCAGGAUGACAGGACAUUAUACAUCACCCGUCUCAUAACCCUCCUUCGUGACAACGUCAUAUCAUCCUUCCACCACGUCAGCUCAUACUCCCCUGCCUCCGCAAAUGAGGAGAUCUCAUCUCUCGCAUCUUUCCCAUACCCAAGGCUAUCUACAUUCCUCCUCCACCAGUUGGCAAAACUCAUCCAGGAACUCGGGAUCCAUACAACAAAGUACUUACAAGAAAUCGUGCCGGUUGUUUAUAGUACAUUGUCAAACCCGUUCGGCACGGCAUAUAUGCCCUUACUUCUUGCUGGUAUUGCAACCACGCAAGCUGUCAUCUUGAAUGGGCAUCCACGUAUAUGGCGGUAUAGGGGUGAUCUUUUAGCUGCUAUGUGUCAAUGCUGGAUCAACGUCACUCGAGAUGAGUCUAGCACGAAGGACUCGGAACAGAAAUUGCAGUUGCGUAAUGUUUUACCAAAGCUGCAAGGGGCCGUAUAUCUAUUGAAGCUAAGUGUGAGGGGGGCAACUUCUACAAGGAUUGGAAGCGAAGAGGGUUCAGACUUAGUCGGGCUGGUGGAUGAUAAGGAUGUCAAUAUAGACGACGAUGUUAAGGCUCUUGUUGAAGUAGACGAGCAGUUGAAGGGGCUGCUCCAGAUAGAUGAUGUAGACUUGGAUGAUAGUUACUUCUUCAAAUGA
This is a messenger RNA of Talaromyces marneffei, 1800 nucleotides long. RefSeq lists its product as uncharacterized. The transcript has 4 exons. Gene Ontology annotation, cellular component: nucleoplasm; cytosol; centrosome. The record is from RefSeq and is a predicted model, not a curated record. Bases 1 to 1800 code for a protein of 599 amino acids. NCBI's taxonomy places the organism in Eukaryota, Fungi, Ascomycota, Eurotiomycetes, Eurotiales, Trichocomaceae.